Messenger RNA from Sorghum bicolor (sorghum), 2746 nucleotides. RefSeq names its product transcription factor TGAL4. Gene Ontology annotation, biological process: regulation of DNA-templated transcription; DNA-templated transcription. Bases 868 to 2349 code for a protein of 493 amino acids. The record is from RefSeq and is a predicted model, not a curated record. NCBI's taxonomy places the organism in Eukaryota, Viridiplantae, Streptophyta, Magnoliopsida, Poales, Poaceae. Gene Ontology annotation, molecular function: sequence-specific DNA binding; DNA-binding transcription factor activity. The transcript is spliced from 13 exons.
GUAAACUGUGAACCUUUUAUUAUUCAAUAAAUCCCUGCAGGGGCUAAGGCCCCUCCAGUUCUCUCAAAAGUUACAUGUGGCUUUUUGAAUGUAAGCAGUUACAUGUGUUUGCAUGAGCUACUACUAGCUAAUUGGUUAGCUUGUUGAUUAACCAUGCUAUUAUAACAGAGAUUGACAGGCAUGGUGAAAGUCUAAAUGUGAUUGAUGUGUGGCAUUGUUGAGUAGAAAACCAGCUGUUCAAAAGAAACAAUUAUGUUUCGAUAGUCCCUGUAAGAUUAUGUUAUCACCAACGUGAAGUUGUAAUCCUUCCCACGGCUCAUAAUAUUAUUAAAGAAGUGCUUCGGUCCAUAUCCAUCCAUCUACAGGUCUUCCUUUCUAGUUCUGCAAGAAAAAGAAGGGCAUGCAAUAAAUAAAUAAAUAAAAAUAUUAGAAGGACUUUGCUAGGCCAACCAGGGAGGGCGCAGUCAGUUCCAAUGUGAUAAGAAUGCUGCCCCAGGAUUCCUGUGGCUUCAUGACAAAAGUUUUCAAGUGAAGACAAGGCCCUAUACUUCUUCCUCCCUCUCUCCCUCUCCCUCUCCCUCUCUCUCCGAUAGGGAAGAACAAAAUCACAGUACAAAAGCAGGCUAUGAGGACAAAAUAUAUCGUCCUCUGAAACUGGGCGAUUGGCACACCUAAAGACGCUGAAACUAUUACACUGUCAAGAAGCUGUGGCCUGUGAGCAAGAGCUACUCGGAACAGAAACGGUCAAGCCUGCCUGCCUUCCAACUCCUCCAAAGCUACUUCGUCGUCUCCAGGGCUCUUUCUUGUUGGAGGUCUGAAGCUUCUAGGGACACGGGUAUCUGUAUAUAGGAGCUCUGAGCGUGCUGGAUGGGAGAUACUAGUAGUUCUAGCCAUUCAAGGCAGGAUCCCUGUGCUCUUGGCUAUGGCUUCCAUGGUGCCAUCGCCAAUUCCAUUCCUGCAAACUUCUUCAGUGACCAAGACGGAGGUGCCUAUUUUGGAGAGCUGGAAGAGGCUUUCAUGCAUCAGGUUGCCUCACUCGCAAGAACUCAACAAGCUGCAACUACCUCCAUAGCUCAUCAUGGAGACAUCAAGCCCUUUCCCACUGCUGCUACUGUCACAGCUGCAACGACUACAGCUAGGCCACCUCCUACACUGGACAUCUUCCCAGCUUGGCCUAUGAGGUCUCUUCACACACCCAAGGAGGGCUCAAAUGUGACAGCAGACAGCACAGACGACUCGGAGAGCAGCAGCAAGAACAACAGCAACCACUCAGAUCAGCACGGAGCAGCAGCAGACAUGCAAAGCCAGUUUGGUCAAGGUUCACAGCAGCAGCAGCAGCAGCAGCUUCAGCACAAGAAUAUGGCUACUAGUUUCACCCCAAGGACUGGCAAGACUCCUGAUCCAAAGACAAUCAGAAGGCUUGCGCAGAACCGAGAAGCUGCACGCAAAAGCCGGCUGCGAAAGAAGGCUUACAUUCAGCAGCUUGAGAGCAGCAAACUGAAGCUUGCUCAGAUAGAACAGGAUAUGCAGAGAGCACAUUCCCAGGGCAUCUUUCUAGGAGGAGCUCCAGGUGCAAACUCUAGCUCAGUCCACUUCUCUCACCAUCCAUGUCCAGGCGCCGCAAUGUUCGACGUGGAGUACGCCCGUUGGCUGGAUGACCACGGCCGGCGCAUGGCCGAGCUGCACGGAGCUCUGCAUGCGCACUUGCCAGAUGGUGACCUCAGAGCCAUCGUGGAUGACACCCUGACCCACCACGAUGAGCUGUUCCAGCUAAAGGCGUCGGCAGCCAAGUCUGACGUGUUCCACCUCAUCACCGGGGUGUGGACGACCCCGGCUGAGCGGUGCUUCCUCUGGAUGGGUGGAUUCAGGCCAUCGGAUCUGGUCAAGACGCUGCUGCCCCAGCUAGAUCCCUUGACUGAGCAGCAACUGGUAGGCAUAUGCAACCUUCAACAGUCAUCACAGCAGGCAGAGGAAGCUCUCUCCCAGGGCCUGGACCAGCUGCAUCAGUCCCUAGCUGACACCAUGGCCGGUGGAUCUCUGAUUGACGACACCAACAUGAGCUUCAUGGGUCAAAUGGCCCUUGCCCUUGGCAAGCUGUCCAACCUUGAAGGUUUUGUGAUACAGGCUGAUAACUUGAGGCAGCAGACUCUUCAUCAGAUGCACCGGAUUCUGACAGUUCGGCAGGCAGCUCGAUGUUUCUUGGCCAUUGGCGAGUACCACAACCGCCUCCGUGCCUUAAGCUCCCUCUGGGUUUCUCGGCCUCGAGAGAUACUGGGUGCAGAUGAAGGCAAUUGUGGGGAGAUAAGCAUUGCGGCACAAGCAUCUCAAAGCCAAUUUUCAUCCUUCUGAUUCACGCAUGAUUUGGAACUAACCUUCGUCUUAGGAGCAAGAGAGAAACGACUGGGAAGUUGAAAGAGAAGUUUUGGAUGCCAUCAGAUGUCUGAGAGGCACAGAGAGCUGGAAAAUGAAUGAAGCUUUAGAACAGGGAGUGUUUCUGAAAAUGUGCGGAACCUGUAGGAGCAAUUUCCAGGACGUGAAAUUGUUUAGUUCACUGGACUCGUGUCCAGUACUGCACGUUCUUUUGGUUCUGUCCAGUCUAGAUUCUCAAACAGCUCUGCCUUUGGUUCUGUCCAGUCAGAAUUCUCAAAACAGCUCUGCCUAGGUAACGAAAGAAUUCAUUCUGCAACUCUACAGAUAAUUGCUGGUUACUGCAUAUCUACUUAUCUACUAGUAAUCUGUAUGAUUA